AAUAACAUAUAUUACUAUUAUAGACCGACGUCUCCCGAGUAGGCAAUCACUGAUUAGCAACAAAGAUAUUGUGUUAUGGUGUAGACCAUUACCCGUCAAUUAGACAAAUAUUUGGAAUCUAUAUAACUGUUCUUUCAGAUUCACACCGAAAGAUAGCGUACGAUUAGCAACUUAAAUAUUAUGUCAUACAGUGUAAUCGUAUCCUAGAUCAACACGACUCUUUCGUUUCCAGUUAGCCCACAUUUUGAGACAGGGUGGUAAAAUGUUCAAGAAAUUUACAGGAGAUGAUGACUUUCCUUAUAAGGUUGAGCUGCAUGUUCAUCUUGAUGGUACAAUACGACCACAGACCAUAUUUGAAACAGCAAAGCGACGUGGUAUUCAACUACCAACAAAAACUGUGGCUGAACUUCACGAUUAUUUACUGCUGAAACAAACACAUGAUUUAGAGAGACUAUUACGCUCCUUUAGAACUUUUAUGCCCAUUGUAGCUGGUGAUAGAGAUGCUGUUUAUCAGAUGGCCUAUGAGUUCUGUGAAACCUGUUCUAAAUAUAACAUUAAAUACGCCGAGACUCGCUAUUCUCCACAUUUAAUGGCCAAUACAUUCGCUAAACCUUAUUAUGCGCUGGAAACCGGAAGUUAUUCUCCACGUGAUGUAGUUACAACUGUAAACGAGGCUUUAGUCAAUGGUUGUAGAGAUUUUAACGUCAAUGUGAAGAGUAUUUUAUGUUGCUAUAGGGACACGCCAGAAUGGUCAUUAGAAGUAGCUGAGUUAUGUAGAGAUUUUAAAUCCGAUGGAGUUGUAGGUAUUGAUGUAGCCGGACCAGAACAUUUAUGUGGUAAAGAUUCACCACAUAUCAUGGCUUAUUUGGAUGCUGAAAGAAACGGGAUACACCGAACAGCCCAUGCAGGGGAAGUAACUCCUGCAGAAACAAUAUACGAGGCACUUGAUGAUAUGCAUGCUGAAAGAAUUGGUCACGGAUACAGCUGUAUAAACAAUCCAGACUUGUACAGCCGAGUGAUAGGGGAGAGAAUUCAUCUAGAAACUUGUCCCAUUUCCAGUUUACUGACCGGAGGUGCUCCGAAUGGCAAAAUCAAUCAUCCUAUAACAAGGCUUGCUCAAGAUGGCGUCAACUUUUCCAUCAGUACAGACGAUCCUAAUGUAUUAGAUAAUAAUAUACUAGAUGAUUAUAAUGUUGCCAUGGAGAUGGGUCUCACCAGACAACAAAUUAUACAAUCUAUAUUUAAUGCUGCUAGAUCAAGUUUUUCUACUGAUAAGGAGAAGAAGACGAUGUUAGAAGAAUUAACCAAAGUUUAUGGUGACCAAUCAGUAUAAAGUCAAAUGAAAUUAGUCUAGUUUUUUAUUUUUAUCUGUUCGGAAAAUCAUUUUCCUUGAUUA
Molecule: messenger RNA, 1396 nt
Organism: Patella vulgata (common limpet)
Lineage: Eukaryota; Metazoa; Mollusca; Gastropoda; Patellidae
Product: adenosine deaminase
Exons: 9
Coding region: 263-1333 (356 amino acids)
Biological process (GO): purine ribonucleoside monophosphate biosynthetic process; adenosine catabolic process; inosine biosynthetic process
Cellular component (GO): external side of plasma membrane; cytosol
Molecular function (GO): adenosine deaminase activity
Source: RefSeq, a predicted model, not a curated record